AUGCACUGGUUCCUCGUUGCUGGGAUACUGCUCGCCGCCGCAGGGCCAACUCUUGCAAUGUCUUUAUCCAAAAGUGAAAUUGAAGAGCUUUUAAUCAAGGAAGCCACUCCUAUCAUGAUGGCAGAAUUUCUCAAUGUAGUUCGUGAUAAAAUAGGAAAAGAGGAGGAUGUCAAAUUUAACAAUUUGAAACUAACGGAGAGUUUGAAAGUGCCAGAGGUUCAAUGCGAGCGUAAUUAUGCUGAGGACACUGAAAAACUUAUCAAAGAAUUGAUUGAAAAGUAUCCAUCAGACGAACAAAAACAGGAAGAAGAGGCGGAGACUGUGGGAGAUGAUACCUUGCUUUCCUGUUUCCUCCCUUCAAGAACUGAAGUUAAUUGUAAAUGGAAAGAGUGUGAAGGCAGCAAGAACCCGAAGGCGUUAUGCGUCUGUGGACCGAAGAAAUGCAAAUUGGAUAGCGAUGGACUAUGUGAUAAGAAGGGAUCGAAGGAUGGAGAUGAUGAGAAAGAUGGAUCUUCGAGUCUCUUUGUAGUUGGGCCAACUCUUGCGAUGUCUUCUUUCGAAAAUGAUGUGAAAGAACUCCUUUACAAGGAAGCAAGUCCUGCUGUUAUGGCAGAAGUACUCAACGCAUUUCGUGAUAAAAUGACAGAAGAAUAUGGGUUCAAAUUUAACAAGUUGAAACCAACCGAGAGUUUGAAGGUGCCAGAGAUUCAAUGCGGACGUAAUUAUAUUGAGGACUUGGAAAAACUUAUUGAAGAAGCAAAAAAAAAGUAUCCAUCAGACGACCAAAAACAGUUGGAAGAGGCGGAGAAUACUGGAGAUGAUAACUUUUUUUCCUGUUUAUCCCCUUCAAGAAACGAAAUCAAUUGUAAAGCUAAAGAGUGUGAAGGUAGCAAAGACCUGACAAUGUUAUGCGUCUGUGGACCGAAGAAGGGAUCGGAGGAUGGAGAUAAGAAGAAAGAUGAUGAUGAAGAAGAUGGAUCUUCGAGUCUCUUUGUAUUUGAUGAUGGCGAUGGUCCUCGCGUCUUCAGAAAGAAGACUUCAUUUCCGACACAAGAAGAACUGAAUUUUUUCCACGCGAAUGUUUCAAUCGGGAAGGAGCCGACAAUGAAGAGGCAAAAUGCAGCCUACAGGGCGAUGGACCCAGUGCGAAUCAAAUUCAUAAAUCUGGAUAAGGUAGCUUUUGGAUCAGACCUCCACUACCACAUGUCGACGCUUUUCAAAAGAAAUGUUUGGUUUCAACUGGAACACUCUGGAUUCUUGGAAAAAAAAUGGGAUCAUCAGGAACCGUCUCACCCACAAUCUGACUGA
Caenorhabditis remanei is the source of this 1308-nucleotide messenger RNA. RefSeq lists its product as uncharacterized. The coding region runs from base 1 to 1308 and encodes 435 amino acids. The record is from RefSeq and is a predicted model, not a curated record. The transcript is spliced from 7 exons. Lineage: Eukaryota; Metazoa; Nematoda; Chromadorea; Rhabditida; Rhabditidae.